Micromonas commoda is the source of this 3363-nucleotide messenger RNA. RefSeq lists its product with no specific name. Lineage: Eukaryota; Viridiplantae; Chlorophyta; Mamiellophyceae; Mamiellales; Mamiellaceae. Gene Ontology annotation, cellular component: endoplasmic reticulum. Gene Ontology annotation, biological process: GPI anchor metabolic process; endoplasmic reticulum to Golgi vesicle-mediated transport. Gene Ontology annotation, molecular function: phosphatidylinositol deacylase activity. The transcript has 2 exons. The record is from RefSeq and is a predicted model, not a curated record. Bases 1 to 3363 code for a protein of 1120 amino acids.
AUGGCGUACGAACACCGCCCGCUGUCGCUCGAGGAUGCGCGGAAGACCUACCUGCCGUCGGACGAUGAGAGGGCGUACUGGCCGAAGUUCACGCGCGAGCACGUCGCCACGCACGCCACGCUGAAGGACGGGUGGUGCGUCAUACACGAGCGCGUCUACGACAUCACGCUGUUCGCCAUCACGCACCCGGGCUUUCACAACGCCGGGCAGGUGUCCACCGCGCUCGCCAUCACGCGCAGCCUCGGAAAGGACGCGACGGAGGAGUUCGAGUACGUGCACUCGAGACUCGCGUGGAAGCAGCUGCACGAUUUUCAGGUCGGGGUGAUUUACAGGCCGGACGAGGACGGCCCGGAAACGCCGGUGGACGCGCGGGUGGACCCUCCCGGCCAUCCCAUCCCGCACCGCGGUCCCGCGAGGCACCCGCUGCCGGAGUGGCUCGGCAUGGAGCGAGAUUUCUGGCAGAGGUACACGGGCGGGGUGACGGAGGAGGUGCUGGACUAUCUGGACGAGCAGGGAUACCCGCAGGAGCGAGGCGGGGUGGAGGAAGUCAGCGGAGGACGGUGGACGAAGGGUGGCGACGGGGUGGGCAAACGGGAGGAGACCCGCAGCAGCGUGGCUGAGGUGAUGGUCGCGGCGUCGGGGGACGAGAAGGAACAGAUGCGGGAGGCCAGGGCGGCGCACCGCGCGAGGUGGCGACGCGAGAGGGACGAGCGGGGUAAGCGGCGGAUGUCGCGGGUGGGAGGCGCGGCGGCGGCGGUGGCGGCGGUGGCGCUUCUCGCGCUGGGCACCCGGAGACGAACAAAGAGCGCCAAGCUGCAUACAGUAGCAGAGUCGGGGCACCCGCGCUCGUCAAUGACCGAGACGGAGGAGCCGAGCCGGCCGCGGAGGCCCCAGCGGCCGCCGCCGCGGCCGUCAAAGCCCGAGCCCAUCCCGACCGUGAUCCUCGUCCCGCUGCUGCUCGCGCUGCUCUCGCCCCUGGCGCUCGCGUGGGCACGAGCGCUGUCCGCGGAGUUUGGUGGCGGGCCCAACCGCUGCGCCAUGACGUAUAUGUCACCCGCGUACUUCCCCGUGCCCGUGAAUGCGUCCUCGACGACGUACGCCCUGUGGCUGUACCGCGAGCGCGCCGCGUCGACGCUCACGGCCGGCGGCGCGAUGGCCAGCGUGGGGAACGGGGGCGGGACGGGAUGCGGAUCGGCGAUCUGGCGCCCGGGGCGAUCGAUACCCGGCAUCUUCGUCCCGGGCAACGCGGGGUCGUAUCGCCAGGUGCGGAGCCUGGCGUCGGAGACCGCGAGACGUGUCGACGCGCGACGCGCCGCAUCCGGCGACGCACCCGACCCGGAGGGAACCGAGACGCGCGAGGAGCACGUCGGCGUGGAUUGGUUCACCCUGGAUUUCAACGAGGAGCUCAGCGCGUUUCACGGCGCCGUCGCGUUGCGCCAAACCGAGUUUGCGGCUUUCGCAAUCGAACGGGUGCUCGCGCGAUACCCCCACGGGACGCCGGUGAUCAUCGCGGGGCACUCCAUGGGCGGGGUCGUGGCGCGCGCCGCGCUGUUGGAGCUCAACCGGGCGACGACACGGCGCACGGCCGUCGACGCCACCGUCGUCACAAUCGCCACGCCGCACGAAAAAUCACCCGCAGCGACGCAACCCGCCGUCGCGCGUUUUUACGAACGCACGAACCGCGCGUGGGCGGACGAACGCAACGUGGACGUGACGUCGCGCGUCGCGAUCGUGUCAGUCGGCGGCGGCGACGCGGACAGGCAGGUGAGGCCCGCGCGUGCGAAGCCGCCGACGGCGUGGACGAAUGGGAUGAUUGGAAACAGAAGAAAAAGAUUCAACGUCACGCACGCCGUCGCGGGCUCGAUACCCGGCUCCACCGGGGUGAGCGCCGACCACAGGUGCGUGGUUUGGUGCCAGCAAAUCGUCGUCCCCAUCGCGGAAACGUUGCUGGACGUCGCGUCCGACCAACGACCCGACGACGCGGUCGGUCGCGUCGCUCUCGCGCGAACUCGGCUCGGACCGACGGACGAAGAAAACCAAAAAAACCAAACACCGCAAAAACCAAAACCAAAGGGCACCGCCCGGCUCGACGCCGCCGCCGCGCUCGCGCUCGAUCGGUUCCCUUCCCUCGUCCCGAUCAUGCUCGCGUUGGCGAUCGACGCGCUCGUCGUGCCGCAGACGACGCGGAGGGGCGGGUUCGGCGUGGAGGGUCAGACGGUGAGGGGCGCGGUGUCGCUCUUCGCGGCGCCCGUCUUCGUGAGGUCCCGCGUCGUCCUCGUGUUCCUCCUCGGCGGGUUCAUCGGAGGGGGGAUGGAUCCAUGGGGAGGAACGCACGACGGGGUAAGGGGUUGGGCACCACUUGGGGUUCUUCGCGGGGUUCUAAGUGGGGUGUUAAGUGUCCCGGCGAACCUGGCGUCGGCGUUUGCCGCGUACGCCUUCGCCGCGGCCGCGCUGACGCUCGAGGCUCUCGCGCUCGACGCCGUCGUUCGUUUAUCGGCGAAAAUAUACGUCAAAUAUGUACGGGGUCCCUCCCACGGACGAAGGCGGACGACGCGUCGAAAGGAUGGGGACGUCACGACCGUCGUCGACGUCUCGCGGCGGGGUUUCCACGUCCCGUUCAUCGCGACGGUCACGGCGACGUUCGUCUCGAUUUGGUGUCCUGGCGCGGGCGUCGCCGUGGCGUUGUUGGCCCGGCUCGCGUCGGCGGUGCGGACCGCGUCCGUUGGGUUGGGCCCGCACCCAAUCGCACCGGUGAUAGACGACUUCGGUGAGGGCGACGCUGCGCGGACGUGCGCGACGCUGCGUUUGCUGCUGACGUGCCAGUCCGCGUCGAUGCUCGCGCCUUCGUUUGUCGCGACGGUUCACGCGCUCAUAAACAGUUCGAGCGGCGGAGAGUGGACACGGCUGGCGUCGUUUGUUCCCGUCGCGCGCGCGGGGUGGGAGGACGUGGUGUUGGCGGUGUGCACGGCGGCGCCCGCGGCUUUCUUCGCGUUCGCGCCCUCCGCGUACGCGACGCUGGAGGUGGACUGGACGUCGUUCAACGAGCUCCCGCCGGCGCCUGGCACGGCUGUGUCGGCGGCGGCUUCGUCGAGGGCGGUACGGCCGGGGGACCUGGCGACGCUCACGGGUUACGUGGCUGCGGAGGCGAUCGCGUUGAGGGCGGCGGCGCCCGGUUGCGCGCACUGGGCGCAGCACGCGGCGGCGGCGGUGACGGUGCUUCCGCUGCUGGCGGGGAGCGCGGCGACGGCGUGGUCGGCGCGGGGCGUUUUUUCGGGCGGGGCUCACUCGAGGGGCGGGGCGGACGACGGGCGAGAUGGCGGUUCGACGGGAGCGCGGGGGUCGGGCAAGCCUAAAGCGGAAUAA